Molecule: messenger RNA, 1611 nt
Organism: Clunio marinus
Lineage: Eukaryota; Metazoa; Arthropoda; Insecta; Diptera; Chironomidae
Source: the annotation of a GenBank genome assembly
UGUUUUAUUUCUUUUCCUUUUAUUCACAAUAUCGGAAGAGAAGAAUAUCAAAAAAAAAGUUUAAACAAAUUUUGCGGAAACAGAAAAAAAAAAUACAAAUAAAAGUGCUUGGAAGUUUUUAAAUCCAAUAUCUCAAGAAAAAAAGAGACAGUGAGAUUAGCUAUAAAUAGUUAAAAAGAUCAUUUUUAUGAAAAUCAAAUAUUAAAACAAGGAAUGCCAAUUUCAAUUAUGCAGAAAAAUUACAGCAACUGUCCGCUUAAAAAGCGACCAGUUUUUAUUGUCAAAGAAGAAUCAGAUUCAGAAUUAGAGCCAGAAAAUUUGAGUACAAAACCCGAGGAUUUGAUGCUUAGAACAGGAAAGGUUUCUGUAUUGAAAACAGAGAAACAAGCACCUGAAGUAGUUCAAGAAAUCAGAAUCAUUUCGUCACAAUCGGAUGAAAAAUCUUACGACUAUUCCGCGCCAAAAUCACCAACAUUAUCACCACUUGAUUUACACACAAUCAAACCUGACAUUUCACCCGUUUCGUCUCCGAUCGAACCUUUAAAUUUCACAAAUCCUAAUUCAUGGCAUAAACCCGUCAACUCACCAAACCCUUAUUCAAAUUACCUGACUUUUCCUGCAUUUCCAUAUCCACCAAGUGAGGCAUACACUCGCUUAUAUCACCAUCAAAUUUCACCAGUAAGAGAUUCAUCUUUAUCGCCUCCUUCAUACUCUUCAAGUAGAAGUGUUCGCGACUCAUCUGUAUCACCACCAGCACCGGUUUUCAUUCAACCAUAUGUCACGUCAGAUUAUCGCCGCAACAACAUUUUAAAACCAUCUGAAUCUUACAGUCAUCACCACCGUUAUAUGCCAUAUCAAUUAAAUCACCAUCAUCACAAUUUAUUACCAGUCGAUCAGUCUUCACUAUCUCCUACGUCCAGCCAUGCAUCAUAUAAUUCAUUUGCAUCAUCUUCGAAUGCUUCAAUGCGUUCAAUUUCACCACCUUGCACUGCUUUAGAAGAUUUACCUGCAAAUUAUUCAAUUUCGGUAUUGAUGGAAAAAUCAACUUCAAGCACAAAUAUACAAAAAUCGCUAAAAUUGGAAAAAAAUGAAAAAACUUCAGCUCCACCUCGUUACCAAUGUCCAGAUUGUGGUAAAUCUUAUUCGACGUACUCUGGGCUUUCAAAGCAUCAACAAUUUCAUUGUGCUGCAAAUGAAAGCAAUCAAGUUCAAAAGACAGUGACUUGUAACGAGUGUGGUAAAGUUUAUGCAUCAACAGGAGCACUAAAGAUGCAUAUAAGAACACACACACUUCCUUGCAAGUGUCAUCUCUGUGGAAAAGCUUUCUCAAGACCUUGGCUUCUUCAAGGACACAUAAGAACACACACAGGAGAAAAGCCUUUCAGUUGUAAUCACUGUCACCGUGCAUUCGCUGAUCGAUCAAAUCUUCGUGCUCAUCUACAAACACAUUCAGAUGUUAAGAAAUAUUCUUGUACAACAUGCAGUAAAACUUUUUCGCGAAUGUCGUUGCUCACCAAACAUAAUGAUAGUGGUUGCCCUGGACUCCAAAUAACACAAAAUGAUGGAUAUUCUAACCAAAUUUCGCCUGCGAAAAAUAUUCAAGUGUACUAA